UCGUCAGAAAGGACAUUUAGAGGUGUUGUUAGCGUGUGAGCUAGUGCUAACUAGCUGCUUUCAGGCGGCUACGAAAUGGCAGCGCAUCUAAAAAAACGAGUGUACGAGGAAUUCUCUAAAGUUGUUCAGCUUCCUCCAGAGGAGGUUCCGGCCAAGAAGCUCCGUCUGUCUAAACCCAGCAAAUCAGCGGCGCUGCACAUUGACUUAUGCAAGGCCACCAACUCCACUGAUGCCCUGCAGUACCUACUCCAGUUCGCCCGCAAGCCCGUGGAGGUGGAGAGCGUAGAAGGGGUUGUCCGGAUCCUGUUGGAGCAUUAUUACAAGGAGACAGACCAUUCAGUGAGGCUGAAGAUCGCCUCUCUGCUGGGCCUUCUGUCCAAGACCCAGGGCUUCAGUCCUGACAGCAUCGUGGACGAUGCCAUCGGCACUCUCAACAGCGAGAAAUCUCACCAGGUGCUGGCCCAGCUGCUGGACACUCUGCUGGUGAUCGGCACCCAGCUACCAGACAACCCCGCGGUCCGACAGAGACUCAUCGAGGUGGCCUGCAAGCACCUGUCAGAUACCUACUUUGGGGUGAGGAACAAGUGCUUACAGCUCCUGGGCUGUCUGGGUACCGUGGACACGCCUCUAACCAAAGAUGGAGAGGGAUUAUCCACAGCAGUUCCGGGUACGUCUGGGGGAGUGUGUGCCAGGGAUGUCCAGAGUAUCAUCAGCGACUACUUUGGAGACCAGGAUCCUCGAGUGCGCACAGCAGCCAUCAAGGCCAUGUUGCAGCUCCAUGAGAGAGGGAUGAAGAUCCAGCAGAACAUCUAUGAACAUGCCUGUAGGCUGCUGUGUGAUGACUUUGAGCAGGUGCGUUCGGCAGCUGUCCAGAUGGUGUGGGUUCUGAGCCAGCUGUACCCGGAGAGCAUCGUUCCCAUCCCCUCAUCCAAUGAGGAGAUCAGGCUGGUGGAUGACUCGUUUGGGAAGAUCAGUCACAUGGUCAGCGACGGCUCCUGGGUGGUCAGAGUGCAAGCGGCCAAGACACUGGGGUCCAUGCUGCAGGUGAGCCCCCACUUCCUGGAGCAGACUCUGGACAAGAAGCUGAUGUCAGACCUCAGGAGGAAGCGCACGGCCCACGAGAGAGCCAAGGAGCUGUACGCGUCCGGCGAGUUCUCCUCCGGCAGGAAGUGGGCGGACGACGCCCCCAAGGAGAAGGUGGACACCAACGCCGUCAACCUCAUCGCCUCGGGGGCCUGCGGGGCCUUCGUGCACGGCCUGGAGGACGAGAUGUACGAGGUGCGUAUAUCAGCAGUGGAGGCUCUGUGUGCCCUGGCCCAGUCAUCGGCCGGCUUCGCUGAGAAGUGCCUGGACUUCCUGGUGGACAUGUUCAACGACGAGAUCGAAGAGGUGCGUCUGCAGUCCAUCCACGUGCUGCGGCAGAUCUCCACCAACAUCACCCUGAGAGAAGACCAGUUGGACACCGUGCUGGCCGUGCUGGAGGACUCGUCCCGGGACAUCCGGGAGGCGCUCCACGAGCUGCUGUGCUACACCAACGUGUCCACCAAGGAGUGCAUCCAGAUGGCCCUGCUGGAGCUGCUCAAGAACCUCACCAAGUACCCCACAGACCGCAACUCUGUGUGGAAGUGUCUGAAGUUCCUGGGUUGUCGUCAUCCGAACCUGGUUCUGCCCCUGGUUCCUGAGCUCCUGAGCACACACCCUUACUUUGACACGCCAGAGCCCGAUAUGGACGACCCAGCCUACAUAGCUGUGCUGGUGUUGGUGUUCAACGCUGCUACAUCUUGCCCCACCAUGUCAGCCCUGUUCUCUGACCACACCUUCAGACACUACGCCUACCUCCGAGACAGCCUGUCUCACCUGGUGCCCCCUCUCAGGUUGCCGGGCAGAAAGCAGAUGUUUGGGCUGGAGGGUGCAGCGGCGGCCUCUGGUUCGGGCAGCGUGGAGGCGGCAGAGCAGUUCCUGCAGCAGAGCCUGAGCCGGGUCAGCACCAUCCACAACCUGGAGACGCCAGGAGCCCAGGACCUCCUGGACCUCACCAUCAGAGACCUGCUGAGGCUGGGGGAGCUGCAGACGGAGCUGGCUGGGGUGGCACACUUCUGUGCCACCUACCUGCGCUGCCAGCUGCUUCUCAUGAAGGCCCUGCAGGAGAAGCUGUGGAACAUGGCUGUCCCUCUCUGCCUCAAACAGAACGCCAUGGCAACCGCUGCCACUCGACAGAUCCUGGAGGAGACCUAUAAGCUGGAGUUCCUGUAUAGCGGGCUGGAGAACAGACUGGUUGCCACCAUCCACCACGUACGCCUGCAGGCUAAGGCCCUCCAGCUAGUCCUCACUGCAAGGACCAAGCGUGGGGUGGAACCCCUCAUCGGCCUCUGUGAGAAGUUCCUACAGGAGGUGGAGACCUUCCAGAGGUUGUUUGUCUCCGAGCUGCCCCACUUCCAGGACACGUUCGUGGAGAAGCUGUUGGAAUUGAUGCCCAGGCUCACGGCCUGCAAGCCGGUGGAGCUCGUCAAGAUCCUGCAGACCACGCUGAGGCAGAGUAGCCUGCUACACCUCAAACUGCCAAAACAGGUUCAGAGGGCGACCGCCACCAUCAUCGAGCCAACGGGCGAGUCAGACAACCCUCUGAAGUUCACCACUGGCCUGGUGGUGGCGCUGGACAUCGACGCCACUCUAGAGCACGUCCAGGACCCUCAGACUACCGUCAAAGUGCAGGUGCUGUAUCCGGAUGGACAGUCCCAUGUGAUUCACCCCAAACCAGGAGACUUUAGAAACCCUGGGCCGGGUCGACACCGCCUCAUCACCCAAGUCUACCUCUCGCACACCGCAUGGACGGAGCCUUGUCAGGUCGAGGUGAGACUGCUCCUGGCUUACAGCUCCAGUUCCGGACGUCUCUCCUCCUCCUCCUCUUUCAAGCCCGGAUGGAGCGACAGCACAGAGGGCCUCCCGACCGCAGAAGGCGCCACCGAGGGGACCAUCCCCUUCAGCAAGGCCGUCAAGGUCUUCAUCAUGCCCAAACCGGCACGCCGCUAGCCCCAGCAGCCUGCUCUUGUCUACCCUGAUAUCCCAGACACUGCAGAGUCAUGAUCUGGCCACAAAGGAACCUCCAAGCUGGAGUCUGGAGAGGUGGGAGGAGAAGAGCUGACAGCCUUCCUACAGUGAAUGAGAUGAUCCUGUCUGGAGCUGUGUACAGUGUGAGGGGUUUUAGAGGCUAGUUCUUGCCCUGCUCUAUGACUUUCUGAUCGAAAUACAACUCAAGCAAGUCCCUUGGAGACAAAGCCACAGUUUGUAUGGAGCACUGACAGGUUGACAGUUAAGGACUGUGUUUGCUUCCCCACCAGUUGUCUGAGACAAAUAAUGAAUGGGACUUCUUGUUCCAUAAUGACUCACUCAAUUGUAAUGUAAUAAAACAAGCUUAUGCAACACAGUCCACAACAUCAAUGAGACUGAUUAGUAGUAUAAAAGUGUUUGGUAUUAUUCAGGAUUACAUUUGUUUCUUACAGCAGAGGAUUUUGACACACUGGUUUCAUAUACUCCUUUGUUACAAUUGCAAGAACAUAUUUGUAGGUUAAAGAUGUUGCCAAAAUAUAAGACUUUUAUUUGGAGUGCAAAUGAACUGCAAAGGUGCAUUAUUAAUUGUCAAUUUUUCUGGUUUUAAAUGUACUUGGCUUCACACACCAUAAUAAAAGGUUGUACAACACAAAUGUCA
This is a messenger RNA of Hypomesus transpacificus, 3706 nucleotides long. It is a transcript of the gene ints4, whose product is annotated as integrator complex subunit 4. The coding region runs from base 76 to 3030 and encodes 984 amino acids. Gene Ontology annotation, biological process: snRNA processing. Gene Ontology annotation, cellular component: integrator complex. The transcript is spliced from 24 exons. NCBI's taxonomy places the organism in Eukaryota, Metazoa, Chordata, Actinopteri, Osmeriformes, Osmeridae. The record is from RefSeq and is a predicted model, not a curated record.